Daldinia decipiens is the source of this 1831-nucleotide messenger RNA. RefSeq lists its product as uncharacterized. The record is from RefSeq and is a predicted model, not a curated record. Bases 274 to 1521 code for a protein of 415 amino acids. The transcript has 2 exons. NCBI's taxonomy places the organism in Eukaryota, Fungi, Ascomycota, Sordariomycetes, Xylariales, Hypoxylaceae.
GGUAGGCUAUCGGUGGUGGGAUAGUUGAGUGGCCAAUAGUAGAAGAAAAGAGCGACCGAGUUUUCGUAUUGAGAUGCGGUACAAGCCAUCACAUCCGUAAUGCGAACGUUCUCUCUUCCGCUGUCCUACGAUCUUUCUCUCUACUAAGUACUAUAUAUCAUUAUAUAUGAGGAAUCGUUUCUCUUUGUAUCGUUGCUCUAUUAUCCGUCUUCUAUUGCUAUCAAGACGACGAUAUUUUUCAUUUCAAUUUGACUACUUCUACACUUAGGUACCAUGUCUAACAUCACAAUGACUGAGUUGCCCGAAACCAAGGGAGAAUGGCUGAACUAUACUAAAAAGUAUGGAAUGCUUGAUCCCCUCCAUACCUCUAUUCACGACGCCAAUUAUGAUACGAACUCUGGCUCCAGGGGAGGAGAUCAACAAAUAUUGGGUCUCCGCGUUCUUUGGCCGGCGCCGAAGAUACCUAUGUUCCCCUCUUUCCUAUCUACCGAGGCUCCGCAAAUAGUUCCUCAGAAAUAUCUUUCUUGGGCUGAAUCUCGUCUUCGGCGCCUUGAUUGCUGGAAUGCAUUUGUGAGAUGGGUCAAAGACAAGCCAGAGAGCCUAGCAACCCCCGCAGGCGAAAGAUUAGGACCAUUUGCCCUCGUUUACCAAUCACAUACUUAUACACAAGUCCUUAAUGGCAACGAUGAUUACACCAAACUGGAUUUUAGUCCAAUUGCCACCAGAACUCGGGCCCGUGUGGCUCUGUCUAGUCAGCCACUUCGCCCUCAGACCCCAUCCACCCCAACUCCUUUGCGCACAGGGGAAGAACUCGUUGGGACUCCGUCCGCUAUGGAUAUAGAUCAGUAUGAAGAAAUGAUGGACGAAACGAUGUCUUCACCCGUCUCUAUCCCCCAAGUAGAUUCCCCUGCAACCGGCGAGGAGGCGAAGCAUGCAGGCGGGGCAAAUAACGAGCAGGAGGUGGUUAUCUCCGCCGUCCAGAUGCAAAGAUCUGUAUGCCUUCAUGUGGAGGAAGUUCAGAAGGCGAAGUGGACGGCCGACCAAGAAGAGUUCACGGUGAGGGAUAAUGGUGGUAAGAAGGUCUUCACUGCUAAAACGGAUGGUGCUCUUCACAUUGAUCCUGAUACUCAAAUUUACCAAAUCACCGAGACCAAGAAAGCGCACCGUUACACCCGUGAGAUCAUCGCUGCUCGAGUCAAAGGGCAAGAAUCAUGUCAGAUGUCCGCAUUGAUUGCCUCUCAUCCACCUCCCAACUUACAGCAGAUGCGCGAAAAGGGUCUGACGCAUCGACGCAUUCUUCAUUCCCAUGGCAAGGAUGAAAUUUAUCUUACCGUUGGAUCAUAUGGUGCGGCCUAUGUCGACUAUAUCCGCCACCAGCCGGCCGAGCUGAGUUUUCUAACCAUGCAAGAGUAUGGCCCAUUCCACACAAAAAGCUGGAAAGCAAUGGAAGCAUACACUAUCCUCCUUCUAGCCCUAACUCUUGAAGAAAUUGACAGGUUUAAAGGGGUAGCCCACGUAUAAAGGUUGUACUUUAUGGCCCCCUGCGAACUCGAGAUUGUCAGAUUCUUACGGCGGCGAGGAGGCGAUUGGUUUCAGAAAGAGAGGAUACAGAGAGAGGAUACAGAAAGAGAAAUCUUAGUUUGGUUUUAGUUUCGUUGCUCACCUUUCACUCACUUCUACAUCUUGUCUUUCAUUCGACAACUACCUAUUUUAUACAUUCUUUCCUAAGCUGUUGAUGUGGAUCGAAGGAUGAUUUGGAUAUUCACUGUUCAUUCGUUUAGUUAUGAAAUAUAUGCCAAGAAGAUCAAUAUAAAUCUUUUUGUUGCUUCAA